UCUGAUCCGAGGAAGAUGGCGGUGCGGAUGAUACGGAAGGUGCUGGCGGUUCAUCUUGAGUCUGACGCUUUCCUGGUUUGUCUCAAUCACGCCCUGAGCACAGAGAAAGAGGAGGUGAUGGGUCUGUGUAUUGGGGAGUUGAGUGAUGACGCGAGGAGUGACUCCAAAUUUAUACACGCGGAAACUGAGGCGCACGCAGUUGCAGAAAAGAUGGAUGCCACCGGAAUUGUUCACAUCCAUUCCGUCAUUAUCUUGCAACGUUCUGACAAGACAAAGGACCGAGUCGAGAUUUCUCCAGAGCAACUGUCUGCAGCCUCAAUCGAGGCAGAAAGGUCAGCUGAACAAACAGGUCGUCCCCUGAGAAUUGUGGGCUGGUACCAUUCCCACCCUCAUAUCACCGUUUGGCCUUCCCAUAUCGAUGUCCAUACACAAGCCAUGUACCAGAUGAUGGAUCAAGGCUUCGUAGGACUGAUCUUUGCUUGUUUCAUAGAAGACAAAACCACAAAGACUGGUCGGGUUCUCUACACUUGCUUCCAAUCUGUACAAGACCCAAAGAGCUUAGGAUAUGAGAGAAUUGAAAUCCCAAUUCAUAUUGUACCUCAUACCACCAUUGGCAAAGCGUGCCUCACCUCAGCAGUAGAGCUGCCGAGGAUCCUGUGUCAGGAGGAACAAGAUGAAUAUAGGAGGAUUCACAAACUUACACAUCUGGAUUCCUUAACCAAGAUCCAUAAUGGCUCGGUGUUCACCAAGCAUUUGUGCACUCAGAUAUCCACAGUCUGUGGACCCCUGCUGCAGUGGUUGGAGAACAGAUUAGAACAAAACCAGCAGCAUUUGCAGGAGUUGGAACAAGAAAAGGAAAGCCUUAUGGAGGAGCUGUCUUCCCUAGAUUAAAGCAGGAGGACAGAAACGGGCAGAUGAAAAUACUUGGCAUACAAUUUAUAAACUAAAUUAAUUUUGAAGAAGAUAAAGUUGGAGGACUCGCAUUAUGUAACUUCAAGACUUCGUAUAAAGCUACAGUAGUGAAGGUACUAUGAUAUUCACAGAAGACUAGACAUAUAAAUCAAAGGAACAGAAAAGAAAAUCCAGAAAUAAACCCACGAUUAUAUGGCUCACUAAUUUUGACAAAGUAUAAAAGUGAUUCAAGGAAGAAAGGGCAUUCAUUUUAGUAAAUUGAACUUACACAGACCAACAAAAUAAAUUCCAGCUGUACCUCACAAAUAUUUCAUGGAUUUAAUGUAAGACAGAAAACCUUUUAGAAAAAUAUAUGAGAAAAAUCUUCAGGAGGCAAGUUUUUAAACUUCAGCUCACAAAGACAAUCCCAAAGAAAACAAAGUAGAUAUAUUGGAUUUUGCCAAAGCUAAAAUUUUAUUUUGUAAGGAAAGAAAAAGGAGAAUAAGAAGAUAGGAAAUUACUUGCAACCCUUGUAGUAUCUGAUAUCUGAUAAAUAUGGAAAAAUAAAGUAUGAUCAAAACUCAAAAAUAAACAACCCAAGUAGGAAAUAAAAAGAAAUAGACAUUUUCACCAAAGAAGAAAUAUAGAUGGCAGUGGAUGUUAUAAAAAUAUGUUGAACUUCAUAAGUCAUUGAGGAAUGCAAAUUAAAACCAAAGUAUGGUGUGACAUAUACUUAACAGGAGUGCUAAAGAGAUAAUA
Molecule: messenger RNA, 1650 nt
Organism: Mesocricetus auratus (golden hamster)
Lineage: Eukaryota; Metazoa; Chordata; Mammalia; Rodentia; Cricetidae
Product: lys-63-specific deubiquitinase BRCC36-like
Exons: 1
Coding region: 16-891 (291 amino acids)
Biological process (GO): double-strand break repair
Cellular component (GO): BRISC complex; BRCA1-A complex
Molecular function (GO): cysteine-type deubiquitinase activity; polyubiquitin modification-dependent protein binding; metallopeptidase activity
Source: RefSeq, a predicted model, not a curated record